AUGGACCAACCAGAUUCAAAACAUGCAAAGAAACAAGGAGAAGAAUUGGAAGAAGCAUUUGCACACCUUUCCUUAGGACAGUCUUACAGAAUGAAGAAUCAGUUUCAAACGGCAAUUAAAUCCUAUGUGAAAGCUUUGGAAAUUGCAAAGGAGCAUGAAUAUAAGCAAUACGAAAUAGCGGCAUUAUUUGAGUUAGGACAUGCACAUAGAUUGGACAAUAAGUUUCAAACGGCAAUUGACUACUAUGCGAAAGCUUUGGAAAUUGCAAAGGAGUGUAAAGAAAAACGAAAGGAAACAAAGGCAUUAGUUGAGUUAGGCGGAGCUUAUAGAUUGAACAAUCAGUUUCAAGCGGCCAUUGGACACUAUAAAAAAGCUUUGGAGAUUGCAAGGGAGCACGAAUAUAAACAACUGGAAACAGAAUCAUUAGUUGGGUUAGGAGAUGCUUAUAAAUCGAACAAUCAGUUUCAACCGGCCAUUGGACAAUAUGAGAAAGUUUUGGAACUUUCAAAGGAGCAUGAAUGUAAACCGCAAGAAACACAGGCAUUAUUUGGAUUAGGAGAUGCAUAUGGAUCGAUCAAACAGUAUCAAACGGCAAUUGAAUACUAUAAGAAAGCUUUGGACAUUGCCAGAAGAAUAAAACAUACAGAAGCCGAACGAAAAGCAUUACUUUGCUUAGGAAACUAUUAUAAAUUGAGCAAUCAGUUUCAAAAUGCUAUUCAGUGCAUUGAAGAAUCCUUACAAAUUGGAAAAGGACCAGCAGAUAGAAAUCAGGAAACGAUGGCAACAAAUUCAAUGAAAGGCUCGUCAGUAAUAAUCGGUACGCAUUUAGUAAGCUUGUCGCUGCUUUUAAAACGUCUCUUUUAAAUUAACUCUCCCUUGAAGGCUCAAUUUGUGUAAGAUUAUUUAUAUCAGUGACUUUGUAGGUAUUGUUAUUGAUGAAAUACUCUCCAAUGCGCAGUCAUUAGUUGGAUCUUGAGAACUCCCAUCGUUGAGCGACAUAUUAAGCUACCCAUGCAUCAACAGUUUAGAUGAAAUAUAUUGAAAGUGUGAUAACCAAAAAGUUUAUUUUUGUCAAGAACAUUUCAUAGGUUUUAAUUUUAUACUCAGUGAAUUAUGUCCCACUAAUUUCACACUCUGGUUGCCCUAGCCAUAGGUCUAUUAAGAUAUGAUGAUCUGGAAACUAGACAGAAGUCACUGUGUUUUGAGUUUAUUGUUAGUUUGCGCAGUGAUUGAACUCAUUGUACUUUCGUAGUAUUAAGUAAUUGUCCAACAGGGUUAGCUGUGGUGAAACAUGGUUAAUGAAGUUGAAUGAAAUAAUUUUUGCACCGUGAGAAAGAUAGAGUUCUUCAUCAAACAAAGACCUCCAAUUUUGUAGCUUUGAAAUUUUCCUGGCCAUCACAUCUUGACAGAUUAUGCCUUUGUUAAAAAGCAUUUGUUAAGCAGUUCGGAGAAAGGUUAACAUUUUGUGCAGAGGCGUUCAUUAGAUAGGGGGCUCUUGUAGGUGGCGUUUAUUAGAUCACUUUGAAUUUAAUUCAACAUUUAUUAGAGUAUAGACGUUUGUUAAAAUAUCAGCGUUGGAGUACUUGAGUAGUGGAGAGUAUAAGCAAUAAAAGAUGUAAUGUUUUGACUUUUUCAAAAUAAAGUAAAAAACACCCUCCCUCUGACAGUACAAGAAUGUAAUAAAUGCCUGGAGCAUUUAUUAGAUCAUAUAUAGUAAAUAUGUCUUUAUUCCUGAUAUCUAUGAGUAGCUGCAUUAGUCGACGUGCUUUGAUUCACUGGAUUUUUAACCUGUACGAGUCAUGUAUAGAUACGCACGAUGAUAGAAACAAAAAAUAUUUAAACAACUAAAACGUUAGACAUGCAGUAUCCUGUUGCACGUCGUUCACUAUAUUUAAGCAUUGUUAUUUUACACGAUGCUUGGUAUUUAUUAUUUAAUUCGAGAAUUUUUAACAUAUCUUAGGUGCAAAUGAAGAGAGAAAUUUAGAUGACGCUGUCGUAUUUCAAGAACGUAAGCCAGUUGCAG
This is a messenger RNA of Paramuricea clavata, 2023 nucleotides long. The record is from the annotation of a GenBank genome assembly. Lineage: Eukaryota; Metazoa; Cnidaria; Anthozoa; Malacalcyonacea; Plexauridae.